AAAUGAAACAGCACUUGAAGAACUCUGCACAACAUGGGGCCGACAUUGUCACCAACUUGUGAAGAAUUGUCCGGAUCAAUUGAAAGAAAAUAACAAUGAUCAAAACUGUGAAAAACUCGAUGAAAAAUGCAGGGAUACUUUUGAAAAGUUGAAAGCGAAGGAUGAUUUGACUCAUCUGUUGAAAGGAAAUUUAAAUAAUGAAGAAAAAUGUAAAGAAGCAUUAGGAAAGAAUUGCACUGAGUUGAAAAAGAAUCAACCAUUCAAAAUUCUGCUUAGUGAUUGUGAAAAAGAUAAGCAAAAUGUUUGCAAAGAAUUAGUUGAAAAACUAAAAAAGAGAUGUCCUACUUUAAAAGACGGACUGAAUAAAGCGAAAGAUGAGUUGACAAAGAUGAAGGCUGAGUACGAUAAGGUCAAAAAGGCGGCAGAAGAUUCUACGAAGGCAGCUAGCUUAUUGCUAUCAAGGCCUAAAAAAGCCGUAACACCAAGUGGACAGGAUAGCAAUGGUUCUGUACCAGCACAGGUACAGCCAGCACCAGGAGAGUCACCAGACUCAUCAUCAGGGUCGCCAUCAUCACCAUCAGCACCACCAUCAGCACCACCACAAAAUGGAACACCAGAUACAUCAAGUGGAAAGCCAGGUGCACCAGAUGGAACACCAGGCACAACAGGUGAAACGAAGAAUCAUGCAAAACUUGGACUCGUUAAAAGAGCAUAUGUAGAUGGAGGAGUAUCAGAAGCAGAAGUAAAAGCAUUUGAUGCAACGACGAUAGCAUUGGAGCUGUAUUUGGAAUUGAAAGAAGAAUGUAAAGCUUUAGAACUAGAUUGCGGUUUUAGAAAGGAUUGUUCGAGUGUUGAAGAUGUUUGCGAAGAAAUAGACACUUUAUGUAAACUGGAACCAUUAGAAAUUAAGCCUCAUCAUACAGAGACGCAAAAAGAAAUCUCAACCACUACGACGACCACUACAACGACCACUACCACGACUACUACCACGACUACUACGACAACAACUACGACAACCAAACCGGGAAGUGGAGGAAAAGUAACAGAAGAGUGUACAAUGAUACAGACGACAGAUACAUGGGUGACGAGUACGUCAUUGCAUACGAGUACGAUAACGAGCACGUC
Pneumocystis carinii B80 is the source of this 1125-nucleotide messenger RNA. RefSeq lists its product as hypothetical. Lineage: Eukaryota; Fungi; Ascomycota; Pneumocystomycetes; Pneumocystales; Pneumocystaceae. The transcript has a single exon. The record is from RefSeq and is a predicted model, not a curated record. The annotation marks the transcript as partial.